This is a messenger RNA of Colletotrichum gloeosporioides, 2196 nucleotides long. Its product is annotated as Shugoshin. The transcript is spliced from 3 exons. The coding region runs from base 1 to 2196 and encodes 731 amino acids. Gene Ontology annotation, biological process: meiotic chromosome segregation. NCBI's taxonomy places the organism in Eukaryota, Fungi, Ascomycota, Sordariomycetes, Glomerellales, Glomerellaceae. The record is from RefSeq and is a predicted model, not a curated record. Gene Ontology annotation, cellular component: chromosome, centromeric region; nucleus.
AUGGCUCGACUCAACGAACCUCCCGUAUCUGCAGAUAGCAUCGACAUAUUGCGCAGGAAGCUAUUGCGCCAGAAUAGAGAUCUCGCAAAAGCAAACGCCGUCCACUUGCUCCGCAUCCGUACCAUUGAAGCCGACUUCGCGCGGUCUCUGUCCGACAAUCUUCGACUAGAAAGCCGCAUUAUUGAAUUGGAAAAGGAGCUGGAGGACAACAAUGCCAGAAGGAUAGCCGACCACGCCCUGGACAUCAGGUCCAGACUCGAAGCACAGCUCUCAGAAUGCAUGUCUGUUCUUUCCAGCCUUGGCCAGGAGCCUCCCACAAAGAGGCACGCGAGUCCCAGGGGUAGAAGAUCAUCACGAGCAAGUCUGCCGCUUCAAAGCCCCCCUCGAAGACGUCCGCCACGCGAGUUGAUGAGGGAGGCAGGGGCCCGAGCGCCGGAGGAUGAUAAGCUGCCAACGAUUACAGAAAACAAAUCCUACCCAAGAGCAACUUUGGAUCGCGAACAAAUCUUGGCCCUUUGCUCCGAAGCUGCAGAUACGACCGACACAACAGACUCGCCAGAGCUUGGUCCCCCGCCUGUGUCUCGAUUUGUUGACGGCGAAACUGUCGAUAUUGGAUCACCCAGCAAAUCCAUCGAGUACAUUGAGCCGGAGCCACUCGCACACAGUUCUCCAGUAGUUUCACCGAUCCCGUCACCAGCACCGGCGCCAGUCUCGGCGACCAAAUCAACACCGAGGAUGGAUAGGAACCUCAUUGUCCGCCCCGACCCUGUACCUCCCGCUGAGGCAUCUGAACCCCAGAGAUUGCUUCAGAAAGAGAGCCCCAUCUUGCCUCCUGUCGUGCCCAGUGUAUCUGCCAAGACAGGCUCCAAGCGGAAGUACAGUGUCGGGGAGGAUAUGAGUAAAACAGGUCAGCAAACAGCUGAACCGCAAAAGUCGAAGAACACUUCGGAACGUUCGCUCAUCGGACGGGAUCAUCAGACCGGGAAAACAUUGAAGGAGUUGGCAAGCAUCCGACGUGAGGCGAGGGAACGUAUGGCUCCACCCGUCAACCCGAGGAAGCCUUUGUCAGCAAAAAGUACGAACGAUGACGUGACUUCUCCGAUCAAAAUCGCAAAGGCUGCAGCGGCAGAGGGCAGAAUCGGAGUUGAGAAGGCAAAGCCGCGCGCAGCAAGAGAACGAGCGGCGCAAAAGAUCAAGGAGACUGAGGCUGAUGAGAACGACGUCGAUAAUGCGCCUGUCGAAAUACCCGAGGCAGCCCCAUUGUCCCCGACUUCAGUUGCCAAUAUUCUUCCUAGCACAGAAGCUGUUCCCCUCGAAGCUGCUUUGCUUUCGCCGGCUUCCCCAGAGCAGACAUCCAGAAUGAGCCUCUCUAGUGUCAGGGACACUCCCCCGCCCGCCGAAAUAUCCUCCCAUGGGGAGACAUCACGACCAAGCAGGCGAGCUCGAUCCGCCGUCAGUUAUGCUGAGCCCAACUUGCGAGACAAAAUGAGACGUCCGACCAAGGAGCUUUAUGAUGCAGUGUCUGGGCAGACGAGAUAUCUGCAGCGCGGUGGGAGCGCCAAAUCGGACAGUGCCACGCCAGAUGCCACUGUCACGGUCAAGCGCGAGUCUGCCGACGGCGAUACGCUAAGGCAUAUUCCAUCUCUUGCGCCAUCCACAGUUGACUCCCCACAAAGAACGUCAAGCCCUGCUGAGAUGACAAACAUGCGAUCGUUGGAAACCGCGCCUGGCCCAGCAAGGCCUGACCGUAAGAAGCGAACAUCAUCGAUGAUGUCGAGGUCCAUAUCCGAGACCGAAGAAGAGACAUCGGCCCGACUGGCUCAAAUUGCAUCUCCGGAUCGUUCCACUUCAUCAUCGUCCGCCAAAGUCGUCGAUCCUUACGAUUUCACCACCUCGACCCCGGGAAGUGACAGUUCGCGCAUCAUUGAAACGAAGGAAAGCGCGCCGCCUGCAAGACAAUCCAAGUCUUCGAGACGGCUCUCGUCCGUCGUGAGAGAGGACUUCAAGAUUGAAAACUUUGAGGGGGCCGAGCGAGCAAAGACUGGCGUAUCUAGGAAGAGGGCUUCGAUGGUCCUGCCAAAGAGGACCCGAGCGGAUACGGAGGGCUCCGAAGAUAGCAGCUUCGAGAGCCUGGACGGUGACAUACAGGAGUCGUCAAAAAUCUCUGUGAGAAGGAGGAGGAGCAUGAUGUUAUAA